Bursaphelenchus xylophilus (pine wood nematode) is the source of this 701-nucleotide messenger RNA. The record is from the annotation of a GenBank genome assembly. Lineage: Eukaryota; Metazoa; Nematoda; Chromadorea; Rhabditida; Aphelenchoididae.
AUGAUUGGUCAUAAAAGACGUAAGUUAUACUCUACUUGGUGUUUUCAUUUUUAGGUGUGACUGGUCUCGAAUUUAUCGAUAAAGGAGCUGAAGUUCUGUCUCUCGAGCUGAUGGAUCGUUGAAUAAGUGGAACUGUGCGGUUGGAAAGUCCGUUGGGCAGAUUGUUCACGAAUAUUCAGAGCUGAGAAGUCUAAGUUGACAUGAAAAGGAUUAAGUCCGGCUGAUAACUUCCAAUAAAGGCCAAAUCACACUAGUAUCCGCUGAAUUCGAGGAGGUUGUAAGUCAAUGCUUUUUAUUUUGUUCAGGCAUCAAAAAUUUGCUUUAUAUAGUAAUUUAUCUUAUUUUAGGUAUCAUUUGACCAAGAUCAAGGAAUUACUGCGGCUGCUGUCUUUAAUGGCUCGACAUUGACCAUCGAGAUCAAAGUAAGUUUUUUUAAAUGUUUUAUCUUGCUUUAGGGAAGUUCUAUCGAUCGACAAAUAGAGGUAGAGUUCACUAAAUUCAAAUCUAUUGCGAAGGCCUGCUGCUUUCUUUUGGUAAGUGACGUGGCAAUUCCUUUUAUUUAUUAUGACAUAUAAUUUAUAUUACACUUGCUACAAACCUAUCAAUUUCAGCUAAGGGUCAGUCAUUCUUUGCAAGAGGGAGCCGCAAACUCUAAAGCCAGUCUGCCUUUUUACAGAGGCCUAUCUGCAACCCGUUUAUGA